This is a messenger RNA of Plasmodium knowlesi strain H, 1326 nucleotides long. RefSeq names its product cation/H+ antiporter, putative. Lineage: Eukaryota; Apicomplexa; Aconoidasida; Haemosporida; Plasmodiidae. The record is from RefSeq and is a predicted model, not a curated record. Gene Ontology annotation, cellular component: membrane. Gene Ontology annotation, molecular function: calcium:proton antiporter activity. The coding region runs from base 1 to 1326 and encodes 441 amino acids. The transcript has a single exon. Gene Ontology annotation, biological process: calcium ion transmembrane transport; intracellular calcium ion homeostasis.
AUGGUUAUGGGCAGAGUGCGCGCCACGUCUUACGUAAGACGCACAAUUUCACAACCGCUGAACAAAAAUGUAGCCCCGAUAAAAAAUUCCCAAAGCACAACGGGCCUGAACGACACAAAUUUAAUACGGAACAAAAAUUUGCACUUGCAAUUGCUAUGUAACAACAAAACCCCCAAUGGAGAACUUGAUGAUGAUCUGGAACAAAAUUUUGGCUACAGAGAAAUAGGGGCAUAUUAUUCUCUCCGAAAAAGCGACAUCACAGGGCUUUACAAUAUGGUAAAAAAUAAGUUAAACAUAUUUUUAAUUUUUGUACCCAUAGGAAUUAUAAGUCACCUUAUAGGGUGUAAAGAUAUAUACAUUUUUUUUUUUAACUUCAUGGCAUUGAUACCUCUAUCAGCGCUCAUGGGGCAUGUAACAGAAGACUUGGCAUUACACACAGGAGAAAUAAUUGGUGGCUUGUUAAAUGCUACUUUUGGUAAUUUGAUGGAAAUGAUAUUUUCCAUUCAAGCCUUAAACGCUGGAUUGAUAAAUGUCGUUCAGGGAACACUGCUAGGAAGUAUAUUGUCCAAUCUGUUGCUAGUACUUGGUAUGUCUUUCUUCGCAGGUGGCUUAUAUCAUCAUGUACAAAAAUUUAAUGAAAAAGGAGCAACGUGCAGUACCUCCUUGUUACUCUUGUCCAGUCUAGCCAUAACCAUUCCGACAGUUUCAUCAGUUACAACAAACAAUAAUGUUGAAGUUCUUUUAAAAGUAUCCAGAAUAACUGCAGUUUUGAUUUUUUUAACUUAUUGCUUAUUUCUGUUGUUUCAAUUGUACACACAUAUAUCACUAUUUCAAGACAAAGAAAUGACUGAAGAGGAGCCACAGCUAUCCGUCCUCGCAGGAUCCAUUUUUUUAAUCAUAAUAACUAUCCUUGUAAGUAUCCACUCCGAAUAUCUCAUUACGACCAUCGAAGCAGUUGUCAAGUAUUACAACAUAUCUGAAAAUUUUAUUGGAGUUAUUCUUUUGCCCGUUGUUGGUAACGCCACGGAACAUUUAACAGCUGUUACAGUCGCUAUAAAAAACAAAGUCGACUUAACCAUGGGAGUAGCUGUUGGAUCCUCGGCACAGAUUGCUCUUUUCGUUGUUCCAGUUACUGUACUUUUUGGUUGGAUUUUAAAUCAGCCCAUGACCCUUGCCUUUUCGCCCCUCUCCAGUGUCAUUUUAGUAAUUUCUGUCAUUGUCACCAUGGCAAUUGUGCAAGACGGAGAGAGCAACUGGCUCGAGGGCGUUCUCCUCAUCACGGCGUACCUCAUCGUCGGCGUUGUUUUCUGGUUCGACACGUCGUAA